CCAGGUCCACCCCUGGACUCGGCCUUCCAUCAAAAGUUGGAGACAGAUACUCUGCUGACUAAGUUGUGCGGGCAGGAUCGACUCCUGAGAAGCCUCCAGGAGGACAUCGACCAGCGGCAGGAGGAGAAGGAGCAGCUGGAGGCCGCGUUGGAGCUGACCAGGCAGCAGCUAAGCCAGGCAACCAGGGACGCAGCAGCACCGGGUAGGGCCUGGGGCCGCCAGCGCCUCCUGCAGGACCGGCUGGUCAGUGUGAGGGCCGCCCUCUGUCACCUGGCCCAGGAGCGAGAGCGGGUUUGGGAUACUUACAGCGGCUUGGAGCAGGAACUAGGGACCCUGAGAGAAACUCUGGAGUAUCUGCUGCAUCUCGGGUCCCCCCAG
Molecule: messenger RNA, 378 nt
Organism: Dipodomys ordii (Ord's kangaroo rat)
Lineage: Eukaryota; Metazoa; Chordata; Mammalia; Rodentia; Heteromyidae
Product: pleckstrin homology domain-containing family A member 4-like
Exons: 4
Source: RefSeq, a predicted model, not a curated record